AUGCCAGCUGGCGGACGCAACUGGGAAGGAUUUGGCUCGGAUCCCUAUCUCCAGGGAAUCGCAUGCGCGGAAACCAUCAAAGGGAUCCAGGACCAGCACGUCAUGGCCACCAUCAAGCAUUUUGUCGGUAAUGAGCAGGAGCACUUUCGUCAGGCUUGGGAAUGGGGUCUGCCGAACGCCAUAUCGAGCAACAUUGACGACCGAACGAUGCACGAAAUCUACGCAUGGCCCUUUGGAGAUGCUGUGAAAGCCGGCGUGGCCAGUGUAAUGUGCUCUUACAACCAGGUCAACAACUCGUAUGCCUGUGGUAACUCGAAGCUUUUGAACGGCAUUUUGAAGGACGAGCUUGGUUUCCAAGGGUUUGUCAUGUCAGACUGGCUGGCGCAGCGGUCAGGGGUUGCCAGUGCACUGGCAGGCCUAGAUAUGACCAUGCCUGGUGAUGGUCUGGGUUGGGCAGACGGCAAGUCCCUGUGGGGACCGAAGCUGUCUCAAGCUGUCUUGAACGGGUCACUGCCGCUUGACCGACUUGACGAUAUGGUCACACGGAUCGUUGCAUCGUGGUACCAGCUGGGCCAGGACAACCACACUCUUUUCGACGCGACUGGUCCCAACUUCUCUUCUUUCACGGAGGAGAAGAUGGGAGUCACGGCACCUGGCAGCCCGACAGAGCAAAGCCUUGUUGAAGUCAAUAAGUUUGUGGACGUCCAAGCUGACCACGCCAAGAUUGCUCAGGAGAUUGCCAUCGAGUCCAUUGUCAUGCUGAAGAACGAGAGGGAUUGGCUCCCGAUGAGUCGUAAUGCCGAGUUUGGCGUAGAGAGAAUUCCUUGGAAGAAUAAGAAGCUCAAGGUUGGCAUUUUCGGCGAAGACGCUGGACCUGGCGAGGGCCCCAAUGCUUGUCCCGACAGGGGCUGCAACCAAGGUACCCUGGCUAUGGGAUGGGGCUCAGGAGCUGUUGAACUGCCGUACCUGAUCACACCCGCUGAGGCGUUGCAAAAAGGCUUCAACGCUAGCAGGGUUGAGGUCACCAAGUAUCUUGCGAAUGAUCUCCCCGGGCUGCAGGAGUCUCGUGCCUUGGAAGGUCGAGAUGUCUGCAUUGUGUUCGCCAACUCGGAUGCCGGGGAGGGCUUUGUGUCCUGGAACGGGAUCAAGGGGGAUCGCAACGAUCUGAGAUUGCAAAAGGGCGGAGACGAGCUUAUCUUGGAAGUGGCCGACAAGUGCGGCGGCGGCAAGGGCAAGACCAUUGUUGUUUACCAUGCCGUGGGGCCUGUGUUAGUCGACAAAUGGAUCAAUCACAAGAAGAUCAAGGCCGUCUUUGCUGCUCACCUGCCUGGCCAGGAGAGCGGGAAUGCGAUUGCUAGUAUCAUCUUUGGCGACGAGAGCCCAAGCGGCAAAUUGCCAUAUACCAUGGCUAAACGUGCUGAGGACUAUGGCGACGGAGGCGAGGUAAUGUACACGCCGAAUGAUGUGGUUCCCCAACAAGACUUCACAGAGGGCAUUUACAUCGACUACCGCUGGCUCAACAGAGACGGCCUGUUCCCGGUGGAUCCCCAGUUCUCUUUUGCCUACGGUCUGCAGUACACUGGCUUCUCGAUGGACAAUAUUCAGCUGGAGGUGAAGAAGCCUAAAUCCGCCUUCCCUGCUCCGCGACCAGCCCCUGGUGCCAGGCCGCCGGUGUACAACGGCACGGUGCCCCCCGUCGAGGAGGCCUUGUGGCCGAAAGACAUUCGCCGCCUGGACAAAUAUAUUUACCCAUAUAUCGAUUCAGCAGCGGAUAUUCGACACGGACACUACCCUUACCCCAAAGGCUACGAUACUGAGCAGCCCUUGUCUGGCGCUGGUGGCGACGAAGGUGGCAACCCUGAUCUGUGGGAAACAUACGCUGUGAUCAGCGUCGAGAUGCGCAACUCGGGCAAAUUCCCAGCCAAAGCAGUGCCACAGCUUUGGCUAUCAUACCCGCCAAACUCUGAAGCUACGGUGGACUUUCCCAAGCGUGUGCUGAGAGGGUUCGACAAGUUCUACCUCAAACCUGGGCAGUCGAAGAAGGUGGAGUUCCCGGUGACGAGGCGUGACCUGAGUUACUGGAACGUGGAGGAGCAGAAUUGGUUGAUGUUGACCAAAGGGAACUACGUAUUUAGCGUGGGACUGGAUGAGAGAACCCCCGUUCGCCAGAUACUGUGGUGA
Molecule: messenger RNA, 2181 nt
Organism: Emericellopsis cladophorae
Lineage: Eukaryota; Fungi; Ascomycota; Sordariomycetes; Hypocreales; Bionectriaceae
Product: beta-glucosidase
Exons: 1
Coding region: 1-2181 (726 amino acids)
Biological process (GO): glucan catabolic process
Molecular function (GO): beta-glucosidase activity
Source: RefSeq, a predicted model, not a curated record